Cryphonectria parasitica EP155 is the source of this 2040-nucleotide messenger RNA. RefSeq lists its product as uncharacterized. The record is from RefSeq and is a predicted model, not a curated record. NCBI's taxonomy places the organism in Eukaryota, Fungi, Ascomycota, Sordariomycetes, Diaporthales, Cryphonectriaceae. The transcript has 2 exons. Bases 557 to 1099 code for a protein of 180 amino acids.
CCGCACUCUCUUUUCUCUCUCUCUCUCUCUCUCUCUCAUAGCUGCCGCACCUUUGAUGCUGCUGUUUCCCCCCUCUUCGGUUGCCCCCACUUUGAUGUUCAAGCCUGUCAUGCUGUCAUCCUAUAAAUGAUCAUUCUGAGUUUGGACGGAUGGCACGAGUCACAGUCUGACAUACAUGCACACACAUUUACUCCCUCUCUCACUCUUACAUAUAUAUAUAUAUAUGCUGCCCCCACUAAAAAAGGUAACUUCAUAAUCACCUCGCAUUCACCUUCCUGCUGACGCCACCCUCGGACCCGAGUAUACCGCUGUGUCUCUCUUGCCUCGCCCCCUUCCUCUUGAUAAACACCUCAAUUGAGCCACUCUGUUUGGCCUUCCUUCUCACUGCUGUCACCUGUGAGAUUGUUCUCUGUUACAAGUGAUUUGCUUGACCCUCUAUAAGGAUCAACCAUCCACACUUUUGGCUUGUCCUGAGACCUUUGAUGGUUUCUGAAGCAGCCUUACCCGCACCCUCAUCUAUCUCCUCACUCACUCGUACUCCUCCCUUCACACCACCAUGGCUCCACUGCCAUUUCAGAGCCCAUUGGUCUAUGACCCAUCAUGGAGGGCUGCUCCCUUGAAUUCAGGUAUGCACUCAGAAAUACAGCCUUCAGCUCAACACCACAACCUCUAUGAGAGCCCCUUUGAGAAGGUUCAGCUCGGUGCCGGCCUCUCCGAGUCGGCCAUGAACGGCCUCACGCGCUCCCUCGCGUCCAUCGAUGCCUUUCUCGCCCGCCACCCAUCCGUCCUGCUGCUUACCCGCCUCGCCUGCCUGCUGUCGUUCCUGAUCCUGCUAUCCCUCUCGCUGUGGGAUCUGUAUGCCCGGUCUUCGCGACGGCAGUCCAUCCGAGACGAGGAACGAGUCCGCCUCGACAGGUGCUACUCGGAAAAAGGCGGCGACAGCGAUGCCGAGGCAGAAGGGAGGACGGUCCUGGUGACGAGGGGCCUACAGCCGGGCUCUCUGUACCGGGUCACCGACGAACCUGUAUUCCUCGUCCCCGAGGCGGCCAACGUUCAAAUGGCCCAUGACGGCAGCUUCCUCGUAAUGGUGGAAGACUGAAAUCCCCGACGAGGACUGCUUGUUAUUGUCAUUAAAGUUGUCUUUUUUUCUCUCUUUGGGAUAUGGUUCGAGCAUGCAGAUGCGGCUACACGUUAUACCCUUUGGCACACAUUGAUUUUUCUACUGCUUUGAAGACCCUCGAGGAGAUUCGAGCUUCCGCGCGUACCUACAACAACAAAUUCUCGCGACUGAGUGAACAGGAGGCGAACGUCACGAUGACUCCAUCUACUCUGCCAUUUGGAAUCACAAAUGGGACUGCAAGUGGGACAACAAGUCGAACGGACCUUCUGAGCGACAGCACCUCCCACAUGGAACGCGACGACUCGCCCAGCCGCCCAUGGCGCGGCCCCCCGCGACCAACGAAGGCGAGAUGACGUGAAUCGCAUUGUGGAAAGAGAGAGAGACAGGGAAAGAGAGGAAGCACGACCUUCAAGACCUGAAUGGACAGAAAAGUCGAACGGCGGAUCGAAAGGCAUUCAUUCGUUGAAGCUUAGAAUUCACGAGACCGAAGUUCGGGACUGAGGAGCAUACUGAUGGACGGAACGGCGUUACCAAUGGCAACAUCCUUUUGAGGAGGCUGGCUGGCUGGCUGGCUGGCUAGCUGGCUGGGCUUCUGUUCUAUACCAGACAGAGCCUCGAAUGCACCGCGCAUGACUGGAUGGAAGGACGAAGAAAAGAGGGAAAGAUGGGUUUCAUCUAUAGGCCUUGAUCGUGAGAAAUGGAACCAGGGAACUCAGCUACACUCUAGGAUGUGACACAAUGUCCUUGUGUUCAUCUCUGGUGUGCAUGCGUCUCUCUAGAAAAGGCUGACCUGGACCUUCUUUCCCACCCCCCGACUUCAUAAGAAGAUUCAAGUGCAAGUCACAAGCUAGAUAUCCUAGGCGAAUUGUACGCAUGUGAAGUAGCCUUGUUGUCGGAAUAGGACACAUUAUCAUUCAUGA